Leptopilina boulardi is the source of this 524-nucleotide messenger RNA. RefSeq names its product dolichyl-diphosphooligosaccharide--protein glycosyltransferase subunit DAD1 (gene Dad1). The record is from RefSeq and is a predicted model, not a curated record. Gene Ontology annotation, biological process: protein N-linked glycosylation. The coding region runs from base 116 to 451 and encodes 111 amino acids. The transcript is spliced from 2 exons. Lineage: Eukaryota; Metazoa; Arthropoda; Insecta; Hymenoptera; Figitidae. Gene Ontology annotation, cellular component: oligosaccharyltransferase complex; membrane.
AUUCCACGAAUUUUCUUGACAAUUGUAUCAAUAUCAAAAGAGUUGUAAAAGAAGAGACGAAAUAAAGUAUUUGUUGGUGAUUGAUUAGAGAAUUUAAAAAAAAUAUUUUACUAAAAUGUCGAUGAUAGCGGUGAUUAAUAAAUUUUGGCAAGAAUAUACAAAGAAUACGCCGAAAAAAUUAAAAAUUAUUGACUCCUAUUUGUUUUAUGUAUUUUUGACGGGUGUCAUUCAAUUCAUUUAUUGUUGUCUCGUUGGCACUUUUCCUUUUAACAGUUUUCUCAGUGGAUUUAUAUCCUGUAUUUCCUGCUUUAUUUUAGGCGUGUGCCUUAGGCUUCAAGUAAAUCCACAAAAUAAAUCACAAUUUUAUGGAAUCAGUGCCGAAAGAGGAUUUGCCGAUUUUAUAUUUGCACACAUUAUUCUUCAUCUGGUUGUUAUGAAUUUUAUCGGAUAAGAAAAUUAUUUUAUCGCAAAUGGCUUUUUUUCUAUAUAUAUAUGUAUAUGUAUUAAAUAUUUUUAGAAAAUAA